UGGCAGGUAGAUGGGGGCCACUUGGAGGUAUAAUGGCCAUAGAGAUGCUAGGCAAGGGGGGCCAGAAGGGCCGCACAACCCUAGAGACUAUGGGAAGCCCCGGGCUAUAAAUACGUGGGGGACAGAAGGAGCCACUGUAUGAUCCUAGCCCUGGGCAAACAGCGUAGGCGGGGCCGUGUAGGACCAUGGCGCUGGGAAGGAGGGCACUGCAGGGUCAUAGAGAUGGCAAAGAGCGCGUAGAGGGGACAGGGAAGGGAGUCUAGAGCGGCGGUUCUCAACCAGGGGUUCACAUACCCAUGGGGGUACGCAGGGUCUUCCAGGAGUACAUCAGCUCAGCUCGAUACUUGCCUAGUUUUACAACAGGCUGCAUGAAAAGCACCAGCCAAGUCAGUGCAGACUAAAAUGUCACACGGCUGAUGAGAAAGCCAGCCAUGGUUCAGUAACCGUGGGCUGUAGUGUUAUGUCUGGUUUUGUAAGCAGGUAGUUUUUAAGUGAGGUGAAACUUGGGGUACGCAAGACAAAUCAGCCUCCUGAAAGGGGUGCAGUCAUCUGGAACGGCUGAGGGCCGCGGGUGUAGAGCGUGUACUACGUGAGUCAUAGUGAUUGGGAGAAAGAUCUUGCAGGGGUUCUUCGAGAGCGGCGUUUCUCACUCUUUCUGAUACCAGGGUUGCUGCCUUCCAACCUGUGUCAGGGAGAUCUCUGAGACGGCACCGGUCCCCAGACCGGUCGUUGAGAAACGCUGUUCUAGACCCUCCUCUUGUGAUCCCCGUGACCCAGCAGUGCCGCUCUAGACACUCCUCUCCAUCACUAUGACCCCGCAGUGCUAGAUCUGUUUUGGUUAGUUAUGGUCGUGCGGUGCAGGCUCUAGACUCUGCUGUGCCGCUAUGAUUUUACACUGGCCUCUCUAGAAUUUCUUCCACUUUUCUGUGGCCUCUCUACCUCUGCUGGAGGGAACGGGGACUAGAGCGAGGGGAUAUGUGAGCGUGACAGGAAAGGUCGUGCUCACACUCCCGCUUUCCAGUCGUGACAGCAGGAUGGUGCUGCCUGGACGGACGCAGGGCAGAGCGGGACUCUAUGGCCCAGUCGCCGCCAUGAUGGUCUGUGCAGCGCUGAUACAGAUUACUUCUUCGCACGAAGAUCUGCACCACGGGCAUUCGCACGAGGAUCUGCACCAUGGGCACAGCCACGCUGGGCACAGCCACGAGGAUCUGUACCAUGGGCAUUCGCACGAGGAUCUGCACCACGGGCACAGCCACGCUGGGCACAGCCACGAGGAUCUGCACCAUGGGCACAGCCAUGCUCACCACAGCCACUCGCAUGGGGACUUCCACGGCCAUGGGCAUUCGCAUGAGGACUUCCACGGCCCCAGCGAGGCCGACUUUAGCCACCAGCCCAAGGAAGUCCGUGUUCCGCACUCGGCUGAGGGGUCCCCGAGCCACCAGCAGUUGCCUGGGAAGGAGAGGCAGGACUUGGUCAAGCUAUGGACACACGCCAUCGGAGCCACCUUGCUGAUCAGCGCCGCCCCCUACUUCAUCCUCUUCCUCAUCCCCGUGGAGUCCAACACUUCCCAGCACCAGGCCCUGCUCCGGCUACUGCUCAGCUUUGCCUCGGGGGGACUCCUAGGGGACGCCUUCCUGCACCUCAUCCCCCACGCGCUGGUGCCCCAUUCCCACCACAUGGAGGGCGGCCAUGCCCAUUCUCACUCCCCCACGGUGUCGGCUGGCCACGGUCACUCCCACCAAGGGCAGGAUCACGAGCGGAUGAUGGCUGUGGGGCUCUGGGUCCUGGCUGGCAUCGUAGCCUUCCUGGUGGUGGAAAAGUUUGUGAGACAUGUGAAAGGGGGACAUGACCAUGGGCACAGCCACGGUGGACACAGCCAUGCUCCCAAGGCAAAGAGCAGCUCUGGCGAGGAGGACAACGGGCCCCAGGAGAGGAAGGCCGGCAAGGUGCGUGCCCCUGACAAGGCAGCCCCCAAGAAGAGGGGCCAGGAGUCAGAGGAGCGGACUCAGGAGUCUACAAUGAAGGUCUCUGGGUACCUGAACCUGGCGGCCGACCUGACGCACAACUUCACGGACGGGCUGGCGAUCGGGGCGUCGUUCCUGGCGGGGGCCGGGGUGGGAGCCGUCACCACCCUCACCGUGCUGCUGCACGAGGUGCCCCACGAAGUUGGCGACUUCGCCAUUCUCGUCCAGUCGGGCUGCAGCAAGCGCAAGGCGAUGAAGCUGCAGCUGCUGACGGCGCUGGGCGCCCUGGCGGGCACGGCUUGCUCACUGCUGGCCGAGGGCAUCGGGGAGGCGGCCACGGCCUGGAUCCUGCCCUUCACGGCGGGCGGGUUCAUCUACGUGGGCACCGUGUCAGUGAUCCCAGAGCUGCUGCGGGACGCAGCGCCCCUGCAGUCCCUGCUGGAGGUGUUGGGGCUGGUCUGCGGCGUCGCCAUGAUGGUGCUCAUCGCGCACUACGAGUAGCAGGCCCCAGCGGGGGGCGCCUGGGGGGCAGUGGCACGUGGACCCAGGCGUCCGGGAUGGGACUCCGUGUGGACUCCAGGGGCGGGGGGUGUGGUGGACCCUGGCAUCCGGGACACGGGGGGGAGGGGAGCGGGGGCCAGCUCUGCGUGGACCCAGGUGUCCAGGAUGGGGGGUGCUAUGUGGGCUGUGGGGGCGGAAGCCACAUGAAUCCUGGUGACCAGGGUGGAGGACGUGGCCCACUCCAUCCCAGAUGCCUGGGUCCAUCCAGAGCUUCCCCCCGGGGCGGGGGUGCUGUGUGAGCCCUGGGGGGCAGGGAGGAUGCAGUGUGUGCCGUGGGGAGGGGGUGGCAUGGACACUGGUGUCCAGGUGCCGACACUCACUCUGGGAUUGGGUGGUGGCGUGGACCCUGGUAGUGGGGCUGGCGCAGUGCAGGUUCCGGGGCUGGGUGAGACCUCGGGGCGGGCACCAUACAGACUGCAGGGGUGUGAAGUGCCCUGUAGACGCAGACACCUCUGCUGGGGGGAGGGGGGCAGCCGCACAGCCCCAGCAGCCAGGGACAGAGGAUGGCCCAGACACUGGCGUGGGCGGAAUCUCAUUGGCCCCGGCCUCCGGGGGCAUCAUCUGACUUCCAGCUGAACAGGGGAGUGCGAACGUGGGGCGGGGGAGAUAAUGUGCUGCUGCUUGAUUUGUUUUCUGGGAGGGUCCAAAACCAAGUCCCUCCCCACCACCCCGGCCCUGUGUGUCCCCUAAGGGCGGGAUGGGGGGCAGCAGGGCCGCCCCUUCCUUUGGAAGGGGGAGCUUAUGGAAGUGAAUCCUCCGGGCCACAUCAUGGGUUGGUUUGGAGAAGAUGGGAAGAAAAGCCCCUGCCCUCUGGACCACGGGGGGGGGUGACAUGGGGGGUUACCCAGAAUCCUUUGCUUCUUGGACCAGGUUUUAUUGGGGCAGAUUACCCAGAAUUCUCCCCCACAAUGCACCCUGUGUGACCCCAAAGCAGCUAUCCAGGCUAGUUCCAUAUGGGGCGGCUGCCCUGACCCCCCACCACCACACUGGGGACCAAAGGGGCACGGAGCGGGGCUAAUCAAGACACUGCUAGGCGACAGUUCCCCGACAGAGGUUAUUUUGGAGGGGACUGGGGGUGAUUCUGGGGUGCUGGGGCUUUGGUGAUGGAGG
Messenger RNA from Terrapene triunguis (Three-toed box turtle), 3635 nucleotides. Its product is annotated as zinc transporter SLC39A7. Lineage: Eukaryota; Metazoa; Chordata; Testudines; Emydidae. The transcript has 7 exons. Gene Ontology annotation, biological process: intracellular zinc ion homeostasis; zinc ion transmembrane transport. Gene Ontology annotation, cellular component: membrane. Bases 1035 to 2465 code for a protein of 476 amino acids. Gene Ontology annotation, molecular function: zinc ion transmembrane transporter activity. The record is from RefSeq and is a predicted model, not a curated record.